GACAAGUGACAUGAAGCAGAAAUGUAAAAUAUAAUCAAUAUUCAAUUUAUAUCAUGAAUAAUAGUUAUGUAUUGAGACAAUACGAAGUUUCCGAAAUUUUAAACUUAUAGUGAAACAAUGGUUGCUUGUCGGGCAUGUCUUGAAACUAAUAAAGAAAUGAGAUCUUUGGAUGAACCAUUCGCUAUUCAGUAUAAUUUACUAACUGAACUUAAGAUAUCUGUAGGUGAUAAAAUGUCGCAGGAUAUCUGCUUUGAUUGUUGGAACACAGUGAAUUAUUUUAUGAACUUUAGAAAUAGAUGUAUUACAUCAGAAUCUGUUAUGAAAAAUGCAUUAUUAAAUAUUGUCAAAGAUGAUCCUGAUGAUACCAUAAACUCUAAAAUCUUUUUAAAUACUGAAGUUAAGGUUGAAGCAAUAGAUUCUGAAGUCUCCGACAAUAUUCAUGAUGAUGAUAAUGUUGAAACUAAAAUAACACUUGAUAUAGCUUCGUUAGCUACAACAAAUGUGUCCAAAGAUGUAGUAAAUGAAUCAAUGAGAAUCUUAAGGAAAAGAAAAAUGAAAGAACCAGUUGUAAUUGAAAAUGCGGUCAAACGGAAGAGGUAUAUUAAAAAGAAAAAUGUGAAAAUGAAGAGACCUCUUAGAAACAAAGUUAUGAAAAGAACUAAAAACGUUAAUCCAAAGAUACAACAAAAAUUAAAAAUUAAAGAAACUGCAGCAGUAAAAUUAAAACAACAAUUAAAAAUUAAAGGGACUGCAGUGAAGUUAAAACAAAAUUUAAAAAUCGAAGAAGCUGCAGUAAUGAAGACAAAACAACAUUGUGGUAUUUGUAUAGAAUCAUUUGAUGAUAAAAAGGAAUUAUUUUUUCACUUAGAAGGCCAUAAAAACGAUACAAUGUGUAAAUUAUGUGACGAACAAUUUGAGGAAUGGCCGGAAAUGCUAGGUCAUAGACUAAAACACACACCAGAAAAAAAAACAAGUUGCCAUUUGUGUGAUAAAUAUUGUAUGAGACCCACUUAUAUGGAACAUCAUUAUAGGAACACACAUUACGAUGGAAGUGUACAUUUAAAAUGUAACCAGUGCGAGCGGAGUUUUGGGACACCGCAAAAUUUACGUAAACAUAAAUGGAGUGUACAUUCUAAAAAACAAUUCACCUGUGACAAUUGUGGGGAAUCAUUCAACACAAAAUCGAAAAUUAGAAUACACGUGUUAAAACAUAGUAAUCACAAAUCGCUUGUUUGUAAAUUAUGUGAUUAUUCAACCAAAUAUAUUAGCUGUCUAAGGAGUCAUAUUAUAGGCAAACAUACAGAAUCAAAGGUGUAUUGCAACGACUGCGGCGUUCUGUUUCCAUGUCAAGAAAAACUCGACCAACAUCAUUGUAAACAAAAUUCCAAAGUGUGUCCGAUAUGCGGGAUGAAAAUGCUUAAAUCAAUAAGGUUGUCUCGUCAUUUGAAAACACAUCGCGACGAGAAGCCGUUCAAAUGCGAUAGUUGUGACGCCUCGUACAAGAGUAAGGUGGCGCUGCAAAUCCACCGCGACAAGCACGCGGGCAACCGCACCAAGCACUGCGAGUACUGCCCCGCCAAGUUCUACAACGGCUCCUCCUUGAUCCGGCAUCGCCGUUUGCACACAGGUGAACGACCACACGUUUGUAAAAAUUGCGGUAAAGGUUUUACAACAUUAUUUAACCUCAAAUUACACAUGCAGAUACACGGCGAAUUCUUGAUAAACAAAAAGGUCAAGCCCGAAGAUUAACAACUAUUUUAAUUUAAAUAAAUGAAACAAUAAAAUAUUUCGAAACAUUUCAUUAUAAAUAAAUUACCAUAGAAAUACAGAUUAUACCUAAGUAAAAAAAAAGUAAAUGUAUCACAUACAAAAGAGUCUUUGGCAAGUACAAAAUGUACUAUAAUUUUUUUUUAAUUUACAAAAGUAUAUAAAGUCGAGGGUAGAAACAUUAACGAAACAAUUUCAUCAAAAUAUUUAAAAAAAUUGUACACUAAGAAAUGUCCCCAAUACUGGCAAGAUAAGAUGUAGACAAAAAGGUUACAAUUAUUUCUAAAUAACAUCAAAUUACAUUUCUUAUAUCAAAUUAUUUUAAUAGCACGACUAUUACUUUCAAAUAGUUUAAGCAUUUUUUCACAAUAGAAAAAUAUGCUUUUAGUAAUGUCAUGACAAUAUUAUAUCUGUUUUUUUUUUAUUUUCACUUAGACGAAUUGCAAUUUGAUUAUUGGCAGUGUUUUGUUGUUUGUGCUGUUUUUUUUUUUUCAAAUUUUGUGAAAAAAAAACAUUGGAUCACCCUUUGAAAGGAUAAUAAUGACAAUAUGAGAACAUUAACAAUGGUUAUUACUUUAAAAAAGAGACAGACGUAUUACGAGAACCCAGCGAAGACUCUAAAUACACCAUUUAGUGUUCCAUUUCGCAAGUGACAAACACUAGCUAUCUCUUUCUUUAAGUAUUAAUUAUGCUUUAAAUUGCUUUAUGUGUAUAAGAUAAAUAAAAAAAGUGCGUAUUUUGCUCUUAUGUACUGAAAACUUUGUCGUGUGAAGCUGUAUCAAAUCGUUGUCUAUGGAUGACAUUUGUUUUUUAAUUUCCUCAUUAUAUAGCAAUUGUAAUAACAUCUUAUAUUACUUAAAAUUAACGUCGGUUUCCACUACUAAAUCAUGUAAAAAACAAAUUGUAUAAAAAAUGUUUUAACAUUCCGCAGUGGAAGCCAACUGUAAUGUACUUAUACAAAGUUUUAUAAAAACUAAUUGUAGCUAAUAAUAUAAAACUUGCCGAACUACAUUAUAUAAUCUACAUUUUUUAAUUAAUCUAAGGGCAAAUUUAGGUACUUUUAAAGGCAGAUUUGUAUUGGCAAAUAUUUUUAAAGGUAUUUUUAGAAGAUAAAUCUUACAAAGACAAAUUUAAUACUCUAGGUCUUAACAUUUUACGGAUUUUCUAUUUAACUGUGGUCUUAACAUUUGGUACAAAAAUUA
This is a messenger RNA of Papilio polytes (common Mormon), 2969 nucleotides long. Its product is annotated as zinc finger protein OZF. Gene Ontology annotation, molecular function: zinc ion binding; DNA-binding transcription factor activity, RNA polymerase II-specific; RNA polymerase II transcription regulatory region sequence-specific DNA binding. Lineage: Eukaryota; Metazoa; Arthropoda; Insecta; Lepidoptera; Papilionidae. Bases 118 to 1749 code for a protein of 543 amino acids. The record is from RefSeq and is a predicted model, not a curated record. Gene Ontology annotation, biological process: regulation of transcription by RNA polymerase II. Gene Ontology annotation, cellular component: nucleus. The transcript is spliced from 10 exons.